GAUGAGGAUGACGCACUCAAUGUCAAAACGAAAAAUAUUUUUUAUAUAGAAAGGAAGCAGAAAAGUUGCAAUUGGAGUAAAAUUAUCCAGAUAUUGAUAUUUUGUUAUUUUUAAGUGUGUAAAAAGGAUAAAUUUGGAAAAAAUGAGUUUCUUCGGAAAAAUGUUCGGUGGGAAAAAGGAAGUGGCGCCCACUACUGGCGAAGCCAUACAGAAGCUGCGCGAGACGGAAAACAUGCUUAUAAAGAAACAGGAAUUUCUAGAGUCAAAGAUAGAAGAAGAGUUGAACAUUGCCAGGAAAAAUGCAUCGAAAAACAAAAGAGUUGCAUUGCAAGCGCUUAAGAAAAAGAAGCGGCUCGAAAAACAGCUACAACAAAUUGAUGGAACGCUUUCGACGAUUGAAAUGCAACGCGAAGCAUUGGAGAGUGCUAAUACAAAUACAGCCGUCUUGACAACAAUGAAAAAUGCGGCUGAUGCACUCAAAGCUGCACAUAAAAAUAUGGAUGUGGAUAACGUUCAUGAUAUGAUGGAUGAUAUUGCCGAACAACAAGAUGUUGCCCGCGAAAUCUCCGAUGCUAUAUCAAAUCCAGUUGCUUUUGGUGCUGACCUUGAUGAUGAGGAUCUGGAGCGUGAAUUGGAUGAAUUAGAACAAGAAGAGUUCGAUAAAAAAGUUAUUGGCAUACCGGAGCCAAAUGUUACAUUACCCGAAGUACCAGCCGACGAAAUGCCGGAGAAAAUUCCUGAGAAAAAGAAAGCCACUGCACCUGCUUCGACAGCACAGGAAAAUGAUGAUAAUGACCCAGACAUGAAACAGUUGCUUGCUUGGGCCAAUUGAUGAGUUUAUAAAUCUCUGAAACCAUUGUGUGACAAUUGUGUAUGGAUUAGCAACUUGAAUUUAAAUAACAAAUGCACAAUGGUUGUUUCUAUUAUUGUACGAAACAAGAUGGAAAAGUAAAAUAAUCGACACAUACAUACUUUACCAAAUAAUAUUUCCAAUUGCUUGCUAAUGGGGAAAAUAUUAAUUUUUAAUUUUGAAACACAUAUCGCCUAUUUGUAUUUUACUUUGCGCUUGCAGGAAUAGCGUGUAUUUAGUAAAUAUGUUUUACAGUCAAAAUUGUGAUAAAUAUGUCGGCACAUUUAUGCUUUAAUAAUGACGUGUGUACAUUUUUUGACUAGGACACAGAUAAAGCUAGAUACGUUUUACUGCUAACCCUCGGGCAGAAAAAAUUAAAAGUAUAUAUUUUCUUUUUAAUACAUUGCAUUCUUGUGAUUAAAGUAUAUUAAAAUAAAGCAAUUUCCAGAUA
Molecule: messenger RNA, 1301 nt
Organism: Bactrocera dorsalis (oriental fruit fly)
Lineage: Eukaryota; Metazoa; Arthropoda; Insecta; Diptera; Tephritidae
Gene: shrb
Product: charged multivesicular body protein 4c
Exons: 5
Coding region: 143-832 (229 amino acids)
Biological process (GO): late endosome to vacuole transport via multivesicular body sorting pathway; vesicle budding from membrane
Cellular component (GO): cytoplasmic side of plasma membrane; ESCRT III complex; multivesicular body
Source: RefSeq, a predicted model, not a curated record